GGAGCAUGCUGCAAGAUCGGGAGGACCAGUCCAUUCUCUGCACAGGCGAAUCUGGAGCUGGGAAAACAGAAAACACCAAGAAAGUCAUCCAGUACCUGGCCAUGGUGGCCUCCUCCCACAAGGGCAAGAAGGAUACAAGCAUCACGCAAGGCCCAUCUUUUGCCUACGGUGAGCUGGAGAAGCAGCUUCUACAAGCAAACCCCAUCCUGGAGGCUUUCGGCAAUGCGAAAACGGUCAAAAACGACAACUCCUCCCGAUUUGGCAAAUUCAUCCGCAUCAACUUCGAUGUCACGGGUUACAUCGUGGGAGCCAACAUUGAGACGUAUCUGCUGGAAAAGUCACGUGCGAUUCGCCAAGCCCGAGAUGAGAGGACCUUCCAUAUCUUUUACUAUCUGAUUGCUGGAGCCAAGGAGAAGAUGCGAAAUGACUUGCUCUUGGAAGGCUUCAACAACUACACGUUCCUCUCCAAUGGCUUUGUGCCCAUCCCGGCCGCCCAGGACGACGAGAUGUUCAACGAGACCGUGGAGGCCAUGGCCAUCAUGGGGUUCACUGAAGAGGAGCAGCUGUCCAUAUUGAGGGUGGUGUCAUCUGUCCUACAACUUGGAAAUAUUGUCUUCAAGAAGGAAAGGAACACAGACCAGGCUUCCAUGCCGGAUAACACAGCGGCUCAGAAAGUUUGCCACCUCAUGGGAAUUAAUGUGACAGAUUUCACCAGAUCCAUCUUGACCCCACGUAUCAAAGUCGGGCGGGAUGUGGUACAGAAGGCUCAAACAAAAGAACAGGCAGACUUCGCUGUAGAAGCUUUGGCCAAGGCCACUUAUGAGCGCCUUUUCCGCUGGAUACUUACACGUGUGAACAAAGCUCUGGACAAGACCCACCGGCAAGGGGCUUCGUUCCUGGGGAUCCUGGACAUCGCUGGAUUUGAGAUCUUUGAGGUGAACUCGUUCGAGCAGCUGUGUAUCAACUACACCAACGAGAAGCUGCAGCAGCUCUUCAACCACACCAUGUUCAUCCUGGAGCAGGAGGAGUACCAGCGCGAGGGCAUCGAGUGGAACUUCAUCGACUUCGGGCUGGACCUGCAGCCCUGCAUUGAGCUCAUCGAGCGGCCGAACAACCCUCCGGGUGUGUUGGCCCUGCUGGACGAGGAGUGUUGGUUCCCCAAAGCCACAGACAAGUCCUUUGUGGAGAAGCUGUGUUCGGAGCAGGGCAGCCACCCCAAGUUCCAGAAGCCCAAGCAGCUCAAGGACAAAACUGAAUUCUCUAUCAUCCACUACGCCGGAAAGGUGGACUACAAUGCCAGCGCCUGGCUGACCAAGAACAUGGACCCGUUGAAUGACAAUGUGACUUCCCUCCUCAACGCCUCUUCGGACAAGUUUGUGGCCGACCUGUGGAAGGAUGUGGACCGCAUCGUGGGGCUGGACCAGAUGGCCAAGAUGACGGAGAGCUCGCUGCCCAGCGCCUCCAAGACCAAGAAGGGCAUGUUCCGCACGGUGGGGCAGCUAUACAAGGAGCAGCUGGGGAAGCUGAUGACCACGCUGCGCAACACCACGCCCAACUUUGUGCGCUGCAUCAUCCCCAACCACGAGAAGAGGGUGAGGCCGCCGCCCGGCUCCUCGGGACGCCCUCAGGGUCCGCAGGGAAAGGGGAGGCAGGCCGGGCUGUGGGGGCAGGAGGAAAGCCAGGCCACCCCCCCACCCAGAGGGCUUCAUCUGACACGGGUGGGAGGCACUCCUUUCUCAUCUGAGAGGCAGAAGAAG
Messenger RNA from Odocoileus virginianus texanus, 1757 nucleotides. The record is from RefSeq and is a predicted model, not a curated record. Lineage: Eukaryota; Metazoa; Chordata; Mammalia; Artiodactyla; Cervidae.